Molecule: messenger RNA, 285 nt
Organism: Prorocentrum cordatum
Lineage: Eukaryota; Dinophyceae; Prorocentrales; Prorocentraceae
Source: the annotation of a GenBank genome assembly
AUGAAAAAAAAAACGCUCGAAACGUGCGAGUGGGCCAAGCCGUCCCGUGGGCUCUCUCCGAGGGGGCACACACAACGGCUCCCCACCGUUUUGCGUUCCCCGAUCUCCGGAGCGACAGCGAACACGCGGCCACGCAGCGCGCGGAGUCGAGCACUUCUUCGCUCGGGAUCCGCGGGCACGGGCCGCAAACAUCGGCGCUCAGAAGCGGAGUGGUUCACGCCCAGGACGGCGAAGGAAGACGGGAGAGGCGGAGGAAGGCUGGAGGAGCGGGAACUGAAGGAGUAA